AUGGGAUUACUUGAUAAUUUCAAAGCAUUUGUGCAUUCUAUAACCACUGAAGAUCAUUAUGCUUCAUAUGGAUCCCCAUAUAAGAAUUCUAUUAAUGGCUCAACCAGUAAUGUGGUUGGGGGGUCAGGAGGGUUUGAUUCUGGUUCAAGGUUACAUGAGUUAAAUCGUUUAGCUACUGCUAAUUCAUCUAGUCAUUCAUUAAUCGAAGGACAACCUAAUAAUAACAGUUCUAGUCAACUAAAUAAUGGACCAAUUGGUUAUAGACCAGGAUUAAGAUCGUCUAGUACUAAUUUAAAGAAUUCACGUAAUUCAUCUGACGUUCAAUUACAAAAUUUUUCAAAUGGACAACCCCCAUUACCAUCAAUUGAAUCAUUAUGGAAUAGAAUUGAAAAUUGGUUAGAAGAAGAGUAUCCUGAAUUAGAAGAUAAUUUAAAUUAUGGAGUUACUAGUGCUGACUUGAAUGAAUUUGAAAAUGAUUUAGCAAUGGGUUCAUUACCAGUUGAAUUUAGACAAUUUUAUAAGAUCCAUGAUGGACAAUUUAGAGGAGGUAAACCCACCGGUUUAAUUAUGGGAUUAACUUUAUUAGAUAUUGAAAGUAUUAUUGAAGAAUAUUCAAUUUGGGCUAAAGUAAGUCAAAGAAUUGAAAAACAACAAUACAUUUUACAACAUCAAAAAAAACAACAAAUUUUACAAAAAAAUGAUUCUCAAUCAGAUAUUGAUACUACAAAUGAUAAAACUUCUCCUAAAAUUAAUAAUAAUUUUAUAACUAACCAAAAAUCAAUUCCACCAAAUUCAAUUCAACCUUAUUAUGUUCAUAGAGGUUGGGUUCCUUUGAUUAAAGAUUCUUGUGGUAAUCAAUUUGCUUUAGAUUUAGCACCCGGUCCUGCAGGUCAAUGGGGUCAAAUUAUAUUAUUUGGUAGAGAUUAUGAUACUAAAUUAGUUAUUGCAUCAAGUUUCCAAGAAUUUAUCUUUGGAUUUGUAAAUGAUUUAGAAGCUGGUAAUUUUCAAAUUGAUCAAUCAGAAUCAAGAGUUGAUAAUGGUUUCUUAGAUAGUUCUAGAGAUGAUGAUUAUAUGAUUGGGGAUGAAGACGAAGGUGAAGGUGAAUUAUCAUUUUUAGAUCGUUCAGGUAAAGAAUUUGGUGCUAAAUUAAGAGGUAAAUUAAAUUACUUGGAUGUUUGGAAAAGAAGAGCUUUAAGAAAAUAUGGUAUUUCAAAUAUUGAGACUUUCCAAACUGCUUUCACUCCACAAAGAUUACCUCCAAAUUUGAAAAAACCAAUUAAUGGUCAUUUACCUGGCUCGUCUUCAAAUAUUCAUAAAAAUAACUCUAGUUCUAAUUUAAAUAAGUCAAAUCCUUUAAUUAAUUUAGAAAGUACAAGUAAAGUUGCAUUACCUAAAGAAACUUUAAUUGGAGAUGAAAAGAAAGAUGAACAGAAUAAAAAUCAAGUAAAAGAUGCUGCUACAAAGGUGACUAAAGAUGAAGCAAAGGCUGAACCAAAAGCUGAACCAAAAGCUGAACAGGCUGAACCAAAAGCUGAACAGGCUGAACAAGCUGCACCUAAAGCUGAACAAGCUGCACCAAAAGCUGAACAAGCUGAGCCAAAGGAUGAACCAAAGAAUGAGCCAAAGAAUGAGCCAAAGAAUGAGCCAAAGAAUGAGCCAAAGAAUGAAGCCAAAGAAACUAAAGAAACUGAUGCUGAUGCUGAUGCUGAUGCUGAUAAGGUUGCUGACGAUUUAAAUGACGUUGCAUUAUAA
Messenger RNA from Hyphopichia burtonii NRRL Y-1933, 1752 nucleotides. RefSeq names its product Smi1p (gene SMI1). The coding region runs from base 1 to 1752 and encodes 583 amino acids. Gene Ontology annotation, biological process: regulation of fungal-type cell wall biogenesis; cell wall biogenesis. Lineage: Eukaryota; Fungi; Ascomycota; Pichiomycetes; Serinales; Debaryomycetaceae. The transcript has a single exon. The record is from RefSeq and is a predicted model, not a curated record. Gene Ontology annotation, cellular component: mating projection tip.